AUGUCCAAACCGUCAAUACCCGCCUGGCAACGAACAGCACCCAGAGAAGCAGAGGAGCCGAAACCGGAGAAUGCAGCAGAGGAUAGCACAGUGCCUGUAGCGGAAGAGAGUGCGAUGACAGAAGAGGUCGCGAUGUCAGAAGAGAGUGCGGAUGCGAGUGAGCGUGCGAGUGCGAGUGAGAGUGCGAGUGCGAGUGCAGAAACCGUAGAGGCAGAUGUGAAGAGCUCAGGACUAUUGGACCAAGCAUCACGCUUCCUGGAAGACGCAAACAUCCGCAAUGCGCCACGGGAAAAGAAGGUCGUCUUUCUGCAGGCCAAGGGUGUAUCUGCCGAGGACAUUGAGACAUUGCUGGGGAAGGCGAUUCCAGAGGAUGCCUCUCCAGAUCUGGAGGCAGCUGGCGCGCGAGCCUGGUCUACAACGCCACCCAAACCCGUCGAAGCAGCGCCUACAACACCGCCCCGAACUCGCGAGAUACCACCCAUUGUCACGUACCCAGAGUUUCUUGCGCAGACCGAGAAAGCACCACCCUUAAUAACGACCAAGCGUUUAGUAAAUACUGCGUACGUAGCAGGAGGGCUCAUGGCAACCAUAUACGGCCUAUCCAGGUACAUUGUUGCACCGAUGGCACAGGACCUUGCAGAAGCACGGCACGACUUCGCGACGCAUACAAAGGAGCAGCUGCAGGAGCUGAACAAGAAGCUUGGGGGGUCUGUCUCGGUGGACCCAGCCACCAAAGUGAAGAAGAGCGUAUCGGAAAUGGGCGACGAUGUAUCAGAGGCCGACUCAGACCCCACCGAGCUCUACCACCGUGACUACGGGACACAAACCACCCCGAACCUUUCGCGACGCCCCUCAGUGGCCGAUACCGAUGCGCAUCCUACAGUGACAGCACACGAGAAACGGCUAAAGAUGAUUUCAUCGCAUCUUAAUGAGAUCGCCGCCAACCGAACGAACAGCCAUGUCGCCCAUGAUUCGUUGCAGACAAAGGUGUCGGACUUGACAAGCUACCUCAAUGACAUGAGCUACCAGAGCCAAUACUACUCCAGCAUGAACGGACUCUAUGGGGGUAGCUACGGUCUGCCUUCGGGCAAGGACGGGAAGAAGGACCAGAUGGAGAUAUUGAAGCAAGACAUCAGAGCGGUCAAGGGUGUCUUCCUCAGCGCUAGGAACUUUCCUACAGGAGGGCCACGCAUUCCUGGCUCACGCACACCUCCAACGGCUAUGCCUACAGGAAGGCGAACACCGCCAAUGCCAACAGGUCGUGCUGGGACAUAG
Molecule: messenger RNA, 1275 nt
Organism: Ascochyta rabiei
Lineage: Eukaryota; Fungi; Ascomycota; Dothideomycetes; Pleosporales; Didymellaceae
Exons: 2
Coding region: 1-1275 (424 amino acids)
Biological process (GO): protein import into peroxisome matrix, docking
Cellular component (GO): peroxisomal importomer complex; peroxisomal membrane
Molecular function (GO): signaling receptor binding
Source: RefSeq, a predicted model, not a curated record